Centruroides sculpturatus (bark scorpion) is the source of this 1293-nucleotide messenger RNA. Its product is annotated as patched domain-containing protein 3-like. The record is from RefSeq and is a predicted model, not a curated record. The coding region runs from base 1 to 1293 and encodes 430 amino acids. The transcript has 3 exons. Gene Ontology annotation, cellular component: membrane. NCBI's taxonomy places the organism in Eukaryota, Metazoa, Arthropoda, Arachnida, Scorpiones, Buthidae.
AUGAAAAUUGAUUGCGUAAGAAAAACAAUAUCGUCCAUUUUUCGCAAAUUAGGAAGAAUCAUCGGUCUUCAUCCCUACUACUUUAUCCUUUUACCUGUUUUAAUAACAUCAACAUUUUCAGCUUUCGUCUUUAACAUAAACACCUCCGAAAACGUCACUAAAUUGUCAUUCGCAGAUUCAGGAAUAGUCUUUAAUACUAAGAAGUUUAUUGACAAAACAUUUCCUUUUAAUUCAUCCAUAUUGCUUGACCCGACAACCUUUACGACUAUUCCGAAAUGCGUGUUUGUGGUGUUUACAAAGAAAGAUGGCGGAAACAUGCUACAAAGAGAUGUGCUGCUAGAAAUUAGUCGGGUGGAUAAAUUAAUUAAGAAUAUAACAAUUAAUGACGCUGAAAAAGAAAUUGGAUAUUCGGAUCUCUGUGGACGUGUGAACCAAAAAUGCUUUGAAAAUCCCAUCAUAGAAAUCUUACCAGAAAUUGAUAAUAUAGUGCAGAAGAAGAAGCGAUUGAAGUAUCCAUUUGAUAUUGAUCCGUUGACAUACUCUUAUAAAAUUUAUUCUAUCAACUUCGGAGAUGUCAUCGAAGAUGAGGAUGAUGUUGUUCAAACAGUAAGUGCUAUGAGAUUAAUGUAUUUUACGGACGAAAGCGACGAAAAUAAACUUCAUCUCAUAGAUAAAUGGCGAGCGGCGGUUUACAAUCGUAUAAGAAAUCAUCGUUUUAAACACCUUCUGUAUUUUAUCGAUUAUUACUGGUUGCUUGAGGAGCGAAAUCUGCAGUUGGUUGAAAAUGUAAAACCCAUGAUCGGUGCACUGGUUGGAUUUAUUUCUGUGUUCACUAUUGUAACGUACAUGAGCAAUAAUUGGGCCAAAAGCAAACCAGUUCUUGGCGUGGCGAGUGUGGUAUCGGCUGGACUGGCCGUGGUUACGUCUUUCGGUUUAAUGUCUGUUCUAGGUACAGAAAAUUCUAUUUGGAACAUCACAAUUCCUUUUUUGGUUCUGGUAACCGAAAUAGACGAUGCUUUCGUAUUGUUGGCGUGUUGGAGAACAUCGAACCCCAAGCAUAAAGUACCGAAACGCAUGGAAGAAACGUUUGCCGAAGCCGGAGUUUCUAUAACAUUAACGUCGUUGACUAAUUUGUUUUCCUAUUGUAUAGGAAUGAUGGCAUCUAUUCCUCUUGUGACAUUUUUUGGUGGAUGCAUGGCGUUAUCGGGAUACAAAGAAGAGAAACAACAAUCUCUUCCUAUUAAUUUCGGUAAGCACAUUCACUUUAUUUUUGUCUUGAAUGCUGUCAGUUAG